This is a messenger RNA of Aspergillus costaricaensis CBS 115574, 3774 nucleotides long. RefSeq names its product putative ATP-dependent permease ADP1. The record is from RefSeq and is a predicted model, not a curated record. The transcript is spliced from 3 exons. Gene Ontology annotation, molecular function: ATP hydrolysis activity; ATP binding; ABC-type transporter activity. Gene Ontology annotation, cellular component: membrane. The coding region runs from base 267 to 3548 and encodes 1093 amino acids. Lineage: Eukaryota; Fungi; Ascomycota; Eurotiomycetes; Eurotiales; Aspergillaceae.
CACCUUUACCGCUCCUUUCGUGGCUCUCUGGUUGUGGUUUCUGUCGGUGCAAUCACGUUGGUGGAUAUUCUGUUUUCCUGAACCUGUCAGGGAAGCCUUACAGUCCUUUAGAUUGUAUCCAGAUGUGCUAUCCUUUAUUGUGAUUCUCAGGCGUUCAUUGUCGUCGCUGCUUACUCCGCACCCGGUCUCUCGGUCCGACAGCCCAUCAGCUUGCCAGCUACCUACUAACUCAAGUGCAAAGGCAGCUCUCGCACUUUGGAGCCAGCAUGCGGCUGCCAUCGUCACUCCAGCUAUCCCUCGCCCUCUCCCUCUCACUCUCGGCCUCUACGGUCGCAGCACGGAGCAACUACUCCGAGGCCGCCCUCGUAUCUCCGCUCUUCUCCGCACUCGACGAUCGUCCAGACGGUUGCCCGCCGUGCUUCAACUGCCAACUAGACGCAUUCCAAUGCGCCCAGUUUGCUGACUGCGAUAAAUUUACCGGGAAAUGUGUCUGUCCACCAGGGUUUGGUGGCGAUGACUGCGCGCAGCCUCUGUGUGGGUCGCUGGCCGAUGGCCAUCAGAGGUCCCCCCGGCAGGGCGACCAGUGCUCGUGCGAAGAUGGCUGGGAAGGAAUCAACUGCAACGUGUGCCAAACGGAUGAUGCAUGCAAUGCGAUGAUGCCAGAAGGUGAAGGGGGUGUUUGCUAUAAACAGGGUGUUACCGUCAAAGAGAACUUUCAGAUGUGUGACGUGACCAAUCGCAAGAUCCUUGAUCAGCUCAAGGAGCGCAAGCCACAGGUGACGUUCUCUUGCGAGGCCGAAGACCAGACUUGCAACUUUCAGUUCUGGGUGGGCCGGGUAGAAUCGUUCUAUUGUGGAUUGGAUAAGUGCCAAUGGGGCUUGGAGACUACUCAUAGUCAGAACAAAACCCACUACACGUGCGAAAACAUCAACUGCGAGUGUAUCCCAGGACGCAUGCUUUGUGGCGAGGAAGGAUCUAUCGAUAUCGGCGACUUUCUCCGGGAGUCAAUCGCGGGACCUGCUACGUUCUCCUCGAUCUCCACUGAGGGUGGCAGUCCGGAAGAUGGUAGCACGUUCCAGGAGCCAGCUAUGGACGAGUUGAUUAAAGCUGUUUUUGGCGACAAGAGUAUUACUCUGAAUUGCAAUGCUGGCGAGUGUCUGUAUCGGACAGAUGUUCCUGGCUACACGCGCCCGGUCAAACAGAUCAACACCCCUCUUAUCGCCGGCGUCAUCGCGGGAUGUGCCCUCUUCGUCGUUGCUGUCAUUCUGUCUGUAUGGUAUCUUUCACGCAGGUCUUAUUUUGGUCGCAUUCAGCUGCCCCUUUCGGACGACGAGGACGACGAAGCGGCCAAGCUCCUGGCAGAACACAAACCAGCGGCCUUGUAUUGGGACGGUGUCUCGUACUACUUGAACGGAAAGGAAAUUCUAAGUGGCAUUCAGGGUUCUUCUCAGCCUGGUCAGAUCACAGCCAUCAUGGGCGCCUCGGGUGCAGGAAAGACGACCUUCCUUGACAUUCUUGCUCGGAAGAACAAGCGGGGUACUGUCCGUGGCGAUUUCUAUGUCAAUGGGGAGAAGAUCAGUGACCAUGACUUCAAGAGUAUGAUUGGCUUUGUCGAUCAGGAAGAUACUAUGCUCCCCACCCUGACUGUGCACGAGACUAUCUUGACAAGUGCGUUGCUCCGAUUGCCGCGAGACAUGAGCAGGGCUGCGAAGGAGCAGCGCGUGUUUGAAGUUGAAAGGCAACUUGGGAUAUCCCAUAUCAAGGAUCAAUUGAUCGGAUCUGAGGAAGGCAGAGGUCGGGGCAUUUCGGGUGGUGAGAAGCGCCGAGUUGGCAUCGCAUGCGAGUUGGUUACUAGCCCGAGUAUUCUUUUCUUGGAUGAGCCUACAAGUGGAUUGGACGCAUACAACGCAUUCAAUGUGAUUGAGUGCUUGGUGACAUUGGCAAAAACAUACAAUCGCACUGUCAUCUUCACUAUUCACCAACCGCGCUCCAACAUUGUUGCUUUGUUUGACCGACUAAUUCUCCUAGCUAAAGGAAAGACCGUCUAUUCCGGACCCUUCUCCACUUGCCAAAGAUACUUCGACCAUUCAGGUUACUCUUGCCCACCAGGCUUCAACAUUGCUGACUAUCUUGUCGACCUCACGAUGCACGCUAGCGUGACCCGCUCUCACAGCGACGAGAUCAACUCCCCCUUACUAGAUGUGCGUGUCGACCCCCCUAAGACGGCGUCAAGCAGCCUACGAGCUGUCAAAUCUGUGGCUAGUGCAUCCAACGCGAGCUUCGAGGAUAGCAGCAGUACUUUCGAUGCGAACAGACGACCGAAGAGUAAGCGGCGCGUCUCCCUCAAACAGAAACAGGACAGACAGCUCUACUCGCGCAAGAAGGACCCAGAAGCUCCCCCUACCCCGAAAACCGAUGAAGAAGACGAGCCUUUGGAUGAUGCCGCCGAGGAAAACCAGCAAUGGCUGCGUCUUUCUCGUCAAACAGGCACCGCUCCAUCUCAAAUCAUGGAUGACCCUGAUCAGAUACCCCCAGCGGCCCCCGGACAGACAGACCUUGACAUUUUGGUUGCAAACUAUGCGGCAUCGGACAUCGCACGCUCCGUGCAUGAUGAGAUCGUAGCGGCCAUACAGCAUGCACGCGUGGCGAACGGGUAUACCAACCCCGAGCUGAUGUCAGCUCCUACUGGAACCGGCAAGACAUACGCUCGCAUUGGCCUCUUGCGACAAUUUCUGAUCCUGUCACAACGGACCUGGCGUAACUUGUAUCGGAAUCCUAUGUUGAUGCUCACGCAUUAUGCCAUUUCUAUCCUGCUCGCUGUUCUGUGCGGUUACCUCUUCUACGGCUUGACCGACGACAUCAAGGGCUUCCAGAAUCGGUUGGGUCUUUUCUUCUUCAUUCUCGCAUUGUUUGGAUUUAGCACGCUUACCAGUCUAACGGUGUUCUCCGGGGAGCGGCUUCUAUUUGUACGCGAGCGAGCUAAUGGCUACUACCACCCGAUAACCUACUUUGCGGCCAAGGUGGUGUUUGACAUUGUGCCCCUUCGCCUUCUCCCUCCUAUUAUCAUGGGUAUCAUUGUGUAUCCCAUGACUGGCUUGAUCCCGGCUUGGGGCGAAUUCUUCCGUUUCAUCUUGGUACUUGUUCUCUUCAAUCUAGCGGCCGCCAAUAUUUGCUUGUUCAUCGGUAUCAUCUUCCGGGAUGGAGGCGUGGCCAAUCUGAUUGGGAGCUUGGUGAUGCUGUUCAGUCUGCUCUUCGCUGGUCUCCUGCUCAACCACGACGCCAUUCCCAAGUCUGCAUUGUGGCUGCAAACUCUUUCCAUCUUCCACUACGGCUUCGAGGCUCUGAUCGUCAAUGAAGUAACGUAUCUGACCUUGAUUGAUCAUAAAUACGGCCUCGACAUUGAAGUUCCCGGUGCAUCCAUCCUGAGCGCUUUUGGAUUUGAUACCCAAGCUCUGUGGACCGAUGUCAUUGGACUGGCCGUCAUCUCGGGUGCAUUCAUCGUAAUCGCAUAUGGCGCGAUGCAUAUUCUGCUAGUUGAGAAGCGGUGAUAGUCUGAUAAAGGUGCCGGCAAUCAUCUAUGCCGACACACUUGAUCUUGUUUUAUUAUGCAGCCCACGGGCUAUGGUUGUUUUUGUGUACUGGUAUUGACUCCGUGAUGAGCAUUCUGAUACGACGUCUUCUUCCUAUUUCUGCUUUUUAGUCCUGUUCUUGCCACGGAUCUCCAUUGCACCGUUAGCUAGCUAAUGAUGGGUUAUAUCUAUGUAAAUAGAGGUC